AUGAGGUCAGCCUGUCUCUCUCUGCUCCUGGUCACUGCCUGCUGGGCUCUGCCCUUCCGCCAGUCUGGCUUCCUAGACUUCAUGAUGGAUGAGGCAGGAUCAGGUCUGCCUGAAGAACCGACAAUUAGAUUCACGCCUCUCAUGCCUGAAGGACCCAAGUGCCCCUUCAGAUGCCAGUGCCACCUGCGUGUGAUCCAGUGCUCUGACCUUGGUCUGAAGGCAGUCCCUGAGGACAUCCCAGGCGACACCACCCUGCUGGACCUGCAGAACAACAAGAUCACUGAGAUCAAGGAGAAUGACUUCAAGAACCUCAAAGGCCUACAUGCUCUGAUCCUCGUGAACAACAAAAUCACUGUCAUUCACGCUAAGGCCCUCAGCCCUCUGACCAAGCUGCAGCGUCUCUACUUGUCUAAGAACAUGCUCAAGGACAUGCCUGCCAACAUGCCCAAGAGCCUGCAGGAGCUGCGCAUCCACGAGAACGAGAUCACCAAGAUCAAAAAGGCCUCCUUCCAGGGCAUGUCCCAUGUCAUCGUCAUGGAGCUCGGGUCCAAUCCUUUGAAGAGUGCAGGAAUCGAUGCCGGUGCUUUUGCUGACCUGAAAAGGGUCUCUUACAUUCGCAUUGCAGACACUAACAUUACCGAAAUCCCCAAAGGUCUGCCCAGCUCUCUCUCUGAGCUCCACCUGGAUGGAAACAAGAUCACCAAGGUUACAGCUGCCAACCUCCAGGGCCUGAAGAACCUGGCCAAGCUGGGUCUGAGCUACAAUGAGAUCAGCUCUGUGGAAAAUGGCACACUGAGUAAUGUCCCCCACCUGCGAGAGCUGCACCUUGACAACAACGCUCUGACAAGUGUUCCUCCUGGCCUGUCCGACCACAAGUACAUCCAGGUGGUCUACCUCCAUGCCAACAAGAUUUCUGCUGUGGGAACAGGGGACUUCUGUCCUCCUGGCCUCAACAGCAAGAAGGCCAUGUACUCUGGCAUCAGUCUGUUCAGCAACCCUGUUCCUUACUGGGAAGUUCAGCCAAUCACCUUCCGCUGUGUCUUCGACCGCUCCGCCAUCCAGCUCGGCAACUACAGGAAGAAGUAGAGCGUCCCGUGCACCUCUUCGUGGAAGUGUGUGUUUGUAAAUGAGUGUGUGAAAGUUUUGUAAGCGUGCGUGUUUGACCACAGCCCCACAACACUGACCCCUACCAACACUGCCUCCCCACAGAAAAUGAUGUCAUUAAUCCACGCACUCAUUUCAAAACUUUAGUGGACAUGGACCUCAAAUAUAACAUAUCAUAUUCAUUAUUUAGCUUCAAGGUUGGUGCGACAGUAGUACACACAGCUUACAGCAAACACCAGCAUACUAUGGGGAUGCUCUCACACACAGCACAUUCAUAGAAGCAGUUAAGCCAGCAUUAACAUUUCAAAUAUGUUUUCACAUACAUGCUGUAACAUAUCAUUUUGCAUAAUAUGAGCAAUUCAUUCGGUGGACAAAUUGAAAUUCAGAGAUGAUCCCUAACCAAAAAGAUUUGAAAUCUCACUCAGUGGAAAAUGUUAUAAAUCCCAGUUUGGUAAACUUUCUCGAACUUUAGCCAUUGUAUGAAUUAUAAGAGAGCUGGCCUGUAGAGCAGGCAGCAAGGGGUUAACUUGUGUUUUACAAUACCUUUAACAACUGGUAUACUAGAAUGUACUAGAUAUUACCUGUGUACUAGGAAUAGCAUUCAGAGUGUAACAUUGCCACGCUGCACUCCUUGAAAGAACUCUGAGUUUCUAUUUGUAUUGUACUCAAUUCAAGUAGAGAUAAAAGCAACCGUGACUUCUAUUACAUUGUGAUUUCUUGUGCUUACUUCAAGUGUUGAUUUAGUUCUGGGUGUUGUUACACUUUUUCUUCAUCACAUUUCAUCAGUUGUUCCUCUCCUAGUGUAUGUUGUUCCACAAAUAAAUAAGGUGAAAAUAGCUUCUAAAAAAAAUGUAGAAUAAACCAUAUAUGUUUUAAACAGAAGCCAUUCCCAAAGAUUUAUAUGCAUGCUCUUAUUUUUUUUUUCCUUUCAACUUGAACCUGAUGCUUUCUGGAAUCUCUUGUUAAUGCGUGUAUGUAUUUCUCUCCAUGUUUUCUUAUUUCCUUUUUUAAGAGUCAAGAUAAAUUGGAGGGUGCAUGUGGACUGGCAUGCCCACUGCAACCAUGUUGGUGUGAAUGUUGUAUGUAUAGACGCUGUAUAUAAAUGCUGUAUAAAAACCUCUCAUUGCUUAAAGGCACAAGCACUUACCAUAGCUCAGACUUAAUAUAUCAGCUACAAAGGUGUUCCUCUUUUUUUCCCGGAGCAGGGGCUCCAGCUAAGGUGUCCUGAACAAAAUAAAAAUACUAAUGGAAAAAGUA
Molecule: messenger RNA, 2361 nt
Organism: Morone saxatilis (striped sea-bass)
Lineage: Eukaryota; Metazoa; Chordata; Actinopteri; Moronidae
Gene: dcn
Product: decorin
Exons: 7
Coding region: 1-1086 (361 amino acids)
Molecular function (GO): protein binding
Source: RefSeq, a predicted model, not a curated record